GGAACCCAGCUUAAAUGUUUCACAGAGCGACCCAAGUUAAAGCAACUCCCAUGGAGGAAUCUGAUCAGGCAUUGAGAAGAGCCAUGGAUUACUACAGAAAGCAUGCAGCUGUCAUUCUGGCCACACUGUUUGUGUUUCUGCACAUUCUCCAUUCCUUUCCUGAUGGAGAGUUUACAAUGCAGGUUUGCCCAGAAUGCAAGCUAAAGGAAAACAAAUACUUCUCCAAGCUGGGCGCCCCAAUUUACCAAUGCAUGGGCUGCUGCUAUUCCAGAGCGUACCCCACUCCAGCAAGGUCCAAGAAGACGAUGUUGGUCCCUAAGAACAUCACCUCAGAAGCCACAUGCUGUGUGGCCAAAGCAUUUACCAAGGCCACAGUAAUGGGGAAUGUCAAAGUGGAGAACCACACGGAGUGCCACUGCAGUACUUGUUAUUAUCACAAAUCUUAACUAUUUUGCAAAGUGCUGUGUUGAUGACUGCUGAUUUCCUGGAAUGGAAAAUUAAUUUGUUCAGUGUUUCUGGCCUUGUGAGAUAACACUCUCCUUUUCCUUACCACACCGCUUUUGACAUGCUUCAAGGAUAUACUGCAGCUUUAUUGCUUUUCUCUAUCCUACAGAAUAAUCAGGAGUUAGUUCUUUUCCUUUGGAAUGAAAUACAGCAUUUAGCACGACUAUAAAAAGCUGGUUCUGCUGGAAAUAAAGUCUUUUAAAUCAUCA
Molecule: messenger RNA, 713 nt
Organism: Myotis lucifugus (little brown bat)
Lineage: Eukaryota; Metazoa; Chordata; Mammalia; Chiroptera; Vespertilionidae
Gene: CGA
Product: glycoprotein hormones, alpha polypeptide
Exons: 4
Coding region: 15-446 (143 amino acids)
Biological process (GO): positive regulation of steroid biosynthetic process; thyroid hormone generation
Cellular component (GO): follicle-stimulating hormone complex; extracellular region
Molecular function (GO): follicle-stimulating hormone activity
Source: RefSeq, a predicted model, not a curated record